AGCCUUUAUGUUUAUUUGAUGAUAGUUCAUCUAUAAAUACUGUGAAGAAGUCAAACAAGCAGCUGCUGUCACAACACAUUCAACUACUCUACUAUUCUGAUCCACUGUUGUAAUGAUGGAGUGUGUUAAAGAGGAGACUGAUCCUGAAUCAUUCACAAUAACACCUCAACAUACUCAACAACAAAGAGACUCUGUGGAAGUGAAAGAGGAAGAUCAAGAACACAAGGACGUAAAGGAUGAAGAUCAAGACCACAAUUUUAUGACUGACAGCUGCUCAGAAACGGAUGAGAAUUCCUCUCAAGAAAGAGUUGAAGCCACAAACCCUUUUGCAUGCCAUCUUUGUGUUAAGAGUUAUUCAAAAAAAGCUCAACUAACGCGUCACCUAAGGAUUCACACUGAGACGCCUCACGCAUGCUCCCACUGUGAGAAGACUUUCAUCCGUAAAAGUAAACUUGUGGAUCAUAUGAGGAUUCACACAGGUGAGAGGCCUUUCUCAUGCCAUCUCUGUGAUAAACGUUUCAUUAAUAUAGGAAGUCUUAAUUAUCACGUAAAGACUCACAGUACUGAAAGUCCGUACGUCUGCCCUCAAUGUGGAAAGACUUUCACAUGUAAAGAAUAUCUUCAUAAUCACAUAGCAACUCACAUUCAGACAAAACCUUUCUCAUGCCCUCAGUGUGGAAAUAAUUUUUCAUGCAAGAGAAACUUAAAUGCUCAUGUGAGACGGCACACCACUAGUGAUGGCCCGUACCCCUGCUCUUAUUGUGGAAAGAGUUUCUCAUUUAAAACUCAUCUACAAGAACACAUACGAGUUCACACUGGAGAGAAACCUUUCACAUGCCCUCAGUGUGAUAAGAGCUUUAAACAACCGGGAGCUCUUAGGGACCACAUACGAGUUCAUACAGGUGAGAGACCUUACUCAUGUCAACAGUGUGGUAAAAGUUUUAAACAACAAGGAGCUCUUGGGUAUCACAUGCGAAUUCAUACAAGUGAGAGGACUUUAUCAUGCCAUCUGUGUGAUAAGAGGUACAUACAUGCAAACAGUCUGAAAAUUCAUCUGAUGAUUCACUCAAAUGAAAGACCUUUUAGCUGUGAUCAGUGCGAUAAGAAGUUUGUUUUGGCAUCUUUGCUAAAAGAGCACAUAAAGACUCAUUCAGCUGAGAGGCUGUAUUCUUGUUCUGUUUGUGGGAAGAGUUUUCUAUCACAAAAAAAAGUUAAAGUGCACCAGAAAAUACAUACAGGUGUGAAAAAACAUGUGUGCUCUGUGUGUGAUAAAGCCUUUCUGAGAGCCCCAGACCUAAAGCGACACCAAGAGAUUCAUAAGGAAAAAUCCUAAAAGUGCUCACAUUGUGGAAAUAAUUUUAUUGAGUCUGGGAAGCUGGUAAAACACCAGUGACUAAACUGAAAGGGUUAUAGGGUUAUCUUAAUAAAGAAUCCAGAAUUGCGCUGGGUUAUAUUAUUAAGCUGCUGCUUGUUAUGCUGUAUUAUAACACAGGCCUGUUAAUUGCUGUAUUCUGAUUGGUUGAGAAAUGGUCCAUGGGUGUUGAUUAUUUUUCUGUAUAACGCACACCUAAUCUGUCAAAUGU
Molecule: messenger RNA, 1583 nt
Organism: Misgurnus anguillicaudatus (oriental weatherfish)
Lineage: Eukaryota; Metazoa; Chordata; Actinopteri; Cypriniformes; Cobitidae
Source: RefSeq, a predicted model, not a curated record